CAGAGACACUCAUUCGUUGUCACCAUGGGUCGCGUGCAUAGUCAAGGUAAGGGUAUUUCGGCUUCUGCUCUCCCUUUCAAGAGGACACGACCAAGCUGGCUGAAGAUCUCUUAUCAGGAUGUUGAGGAGAACAUCUGCAAAUUUGCCAAGAAGGGUCUGACACCAUUUCAAAUUGGUGUUAUUCUUCGGGAUUCUCAUGGGAUUGCUCUGGUGAAGACUGUUACUAGAAGCAAGAUUUUGCAUAUAUGGAAGGUCCAUGGACUUGCUCCUGAAAAUUCAGAGGAUCUGUACCACCUCAUAAAGAAAGCAGUCCCGAUCCAUAAGCAUUUGGAGAGGAAUAUGAAAGACAAAGAUUCCAAGUUUAGGUUGAUUUUGGUUGAGAGCAGGAUCCAUCGCCUAGCUCGCUACUACAAGAAGACGAAGAAGCUGCCACGUGUAUGGAAAUAUGAAUCUACCACAGCCAGCACUCUUGUGGCUUAGAAAAAAUGUUGGUUGGAAAAGGUUUGGAUGCUCCCAUGGAUGUGUUCUUGGACGAGGAACUUUC
Molecule: messenger RNA, 544 nt
Organism: Juglans regia (Persian walnut)
Lineage: Eukaryota; Viridiplantae; Streptophyta; Magnoliopsida; Fagales; Juglandaceae
Product: 40S ribosomal protein S13-like
Exons: 1
Coding region: 25-480 (151 amino acids)
Biological process (GO): translation
Cellular component (GO): nucleolus; ribosome; cytosolic small ribosomal subunit
Molecular function (GO): small ribosomal subunit rRNA binding; structural constituent of ribosome
Source: RefSeq, a predicted model, not a curated record